Oncorhynchus kisutch (coho salmon) is the source of this 2967-nucleotide messenger RNA. RefSeq names its product cytochrome P450 27C1-like. Gene Ontology annotation, cellular component: mitochondrial inner membrane. The transcript has 9 exons. Gene Ontology annotation, biological process: C21-steroid hormone biosynthetic process; glucocorticoid biosynthetic process; cholesterol metabolic process. Lineage: Eukaryota; Metazoa; Chordata; Actinopteri; Salmoniformes; Salmonidae. Gene Ontology annotation, molecular function: iron ion binding; oxidoreductase activity, acting on paired donors, with incorporation or reduction of molecular oxygen; heme binding. Bases 40 to 1632 code for a protein of 530 amino acids. The record is from RefSeq and is a predicted model, not a curated record.
CACAGAUGGUAGAAUGAAUUUGUAUGCGCUCCACUCAACAUGUGUAGCCCUACGGCGGUGACCUGGCCGCUCGGACUCACAGUUCACCACGGCCAGAAACUGUCAGUGGCGCUGGACGGCUUUGUGUCUGGUGGUCGGAGGUUCAAGUCCGGUGCCAGCAGACACGUGGGACAAAAAUUGCAGACAACGAUAGAAACAACUCCGGAGAAGUGCAAAACAAUAGACGAUCUACACGGACCUAGUUUGGCCACGACGGUGUAUUGGCUGUUCGUGAAGGGAUAUGCAGAUAAGAGCCAUGCGAUGCAGGUUGAACACAAGAAACUGUACGGGCCCAUCUGGCGCUCGCGGUUCGGCCCGUUUGAUGUGGUGAACGUGGCGUCUCCAGAGCUCAUAUCCCAGGUGAUCCGUCAGGAGGGCCGCUACCCGGUCCGGACAGAGCUGCCACACUGGAAGGAGUACCGCGAUAUGAGGGGACAGGCCUAUGGACUCCAUGUGGAUAAAGGCCCACAGUGGUACCGUAUCCGUAGUGUCCUGAAUCCAAAGAUGCUGAAGCUAGCGGAGGUGUCUGCGUACGCGCCUGUCAUCCACCAGGUGGUAGGGGACCUGCUACAGCGUAUUGAGAGGCUCCGCCUCCGCAGUCAGGACCACACCACCGUACCAGACCUCACCGCAGAGCUCUACAAGUUUGGCUUUGAAGGGAUCUCUUCCAUCCUGUUUGAGACGCGGCUGGGUUGUCUGCAGGAGGAGAUCCCUAAGGACACGCUGAAGUUCAUCGCUGCAGCCAACGACAUGCUAACUCUGUCUGAGACCGUCCUCUUCCUCCCGCUCUGGACACGCAAUGUCCUGCCCUUCUGGAAACGAUUUGUCCAAGCCUGGGACGACCUGGUGGCUGUAGCUCAGCGUCUCAUUGACCAUAAGUUGGCGCAGAUGGAUGCCCAGGUGCUGGCUGGGAAGCAGGUGGAGGGGAUGUAUCUCACCUACCUGCUGUCCUGUGAUAAACUGACCCUGGGAGAGGUGUACAUCAGCAUCACAGAGCUGUUGCUGGGCGGAGUGGACACGACGUCCAACACCUUGUCGUGGGCGUUGUACCAGUUGGCUCGCGACGCCGCGUCUCAGGACAGGCUGUACCGUGAGAUCAUGUCUGUGUGUCCGGGAAGACAGCAGCCCAGAUCAGAGGACCUGAGCAGGAUGCCCUACCUGAAGGCUGUCAUCAAGGAGACUCUGAGAAUGUACCCUGUAGUUCCAGGGAAUGGCCGUCUAACCGUAGACAAUGAAGUUGUUGUGGACAACUACUGGUUCCCAAAGAAGACCCAGUUCCAUCUCUGUCACUAUGCUGCCAGUCAUGACGAGGGGGAGUUUGUGGAUGCAGAGUGUUUCAGGCCUGACCGUUGGCUGCGAGGGGACCCAGAGUCGUACCAACACCACCCCUACAGCUCUAUACCCUUCGGGGUGGGCGUGAGAGCCUGUGUGGGCAAGAGAGUGGCAGAGCUAGAGAUGUACUUUGCCCUCUCCAGGCUGAUGCAGCAUUAUGAGAUCCAGCCAGAGGAUGGGGCCCCGACCACAGAGCCCAAGACUAGAACACUGCUCAUCCCAUCCAAACCCAUCAACCUGCGCUUCCUACCCCGAGCCUGAGGAGGGUGCCAGGGAGUUAUAGAAAGGGAUUGACAGGAGGGUCUGGUGUUGUGCUGUGCUGUGGUAACCUCCAGUCCCCUAGAUCCCCUUAAACAUAGCUGAAGUAGUUUGGGUGGGGGUGGGGGGAGGGGAUGCUGAAAAAUAAAGUUUGUUCAUGCUACAGACAGCUAUAUCGGUCUGAUAAUACAGGACUAGUAAAGGCUCAGUGCACAACUUUUGUGAAGAAAUUAUAUUUCCCCCCCACCCCUAUAUCCUGUGGCUAUGCCCUCAAACCAAAUCUGAUUCAUAUCAGGUUAUUCUGACACGGAACCCAAACAGGCUGCGCGCGUGCUCUAUCGUGCAUACAUUUAUUUGUCCCCCUACACCAAAUGCGAUCACGACACGCAGGUUAAAAUAUCAAAACAAACUCUGAACCAAUGACAUUCAUUUUGGGACAGGUCGAAAAGCAUUAAACAUGUAUGGCAAUUUAGCUAGUUAGCUUGCAGUUGCUAGCUAAUUUGUCCUAUUUAGCUAGCUUGCUGUUGCUAGCUAAUUUGUCCUGGGAUAUAAACAUUGAGUUGUUAUUUUACCUGAAAUGCACAAGGUCCUCUACUCCGACAAUGAAUCCACACAUAAAACGGCCAACCGAAUCGUUUCUAGUCAUCUCUCCUUCCAGGCUUUUUCCUCUUUGAAUUUAUAUGGUGAUCGCAUCUAAACUUUCAUAGUAUUACCACGACAACCGGCAUAACAGUUCGUCUUUCAAUCACUCACGUGGGUAAAGCCAAUGAGGAGAUGGCACUUGGGUACCUGCUUCUAUAAACCAAUGAGGAGAUGGGAGAGGCAGGACUUUCAGCGUGAUCUGUGUCAGAAAUAGAAAGGAGUUCUAUUUUAGCCCUUAGCAUUGCAGACGUUCGUUGGUGCGCGCACGAGCAGUGUGGGUGCAAUAAUUGAAUAUCAUGGAUUUCUACAUUUAUUUUCCGAUGCGCACGCGACGUGUGCGUUCUGGUCAGCAUGUGAGGUGUAUAACUGGGGCCUUUGCUCUGUUGACCUUUACUAUGAAGCUAAUACAUAUAGAGUAAUCUGCCCUGUAAUAAAUGCACAUUGGUGUCGAGGAGAAAUGUAUCACUGUGUGUGUGUGUGUGUGUGUUUGUGUGUGUGUGUGUGUGUGUGUGUGUGUGUGUGUGUGUGUGUGUGUGUGUGUGUGUGUGUGUGUGUGUGUGUGUGUGUGUGUGUGUGUGUGUGUGUGUGUGCUUGUGAAUGGCAUUAUAAUAUCAUCUGUGCUAAUACACCUUGUAUAUUUGUCUAGGGUAUUGGUCAUCAACUUUUACUUCAUUAAAAGUCUUUAUGAAAUGUGAA